AUGUCAUUACUUUCAAUCUUAUCUUCACCUCAACAACCAACUGCAACUCAAACUCCAUCUACUCCAUCAUCACCAUCAUCAAAUAACAAUAACAAUAACAACAACAACAAUAACAACAAUAACAACAAUAAUAAUAAUAAUAACAACAACAACAAUCCAAGCACUCCAACUACUCCUAAUAUCCUCAACUCCAAUACCCAACUCAACUACACCUUCAAUUGCAACUCUAUCACUACUGGUACAGGUAACGAUGCAUCAGUAGUAGUGAUCACUCAAACUGCAUUUGCUCCCACUUCUACAUCAGAUGCUAAUACAUCCAAUUCAGACAAUCAUUCAUCAGCAAGUACAUCCAAAAUCAUUGCCAUCGCUAUCCCAUCAGCCAUUGGUGGAUUAGCAGCCAUCAUCAUCUUGAUCUUAGGCAUCCGAGCACUCUUACGUAGAUCUGCAGCAAGACGAGCCGCCGAUGAUAUUCGUUGGCCAGAGACGGUGACCUCAGAAGGAGAUCGAGCUGCACUUUAUCCUGAACCGACGCGUCCUUCUCCGGGUCAUGGAUUAGGUCUUGCCGAAGAAGAAGAAGAACAUCCGAGCCCCGAGAUGAAUAUGGCAGGUGCAGGUGCAGGUAGAUUGAGACCGGGUGCUAGUAUUGGUCCUACUCGUUCACAUUCUGCUACUACUACUGGACUUAGUGCUACUUCACACUUCCAACCAUACGAAUAUGGUAACACACCUGAUUACUUGUUACAUGGAAUCCCACCACCACCACCGCCACCAUCACAUUUACCUUCGACUCUAAUGCCGGCUUAUGGACUCAGUCCGAGUCAAGCACAAAAAGGUGUAGUGACUUAUCCACCUGAUUGGGCUCAAAACCAUCAUCGAAACGGAUUUGGAAGCGAACAUUCACCUGAGAUGAUGGCCCGAAGUAAUGGACCGACUCGAACGAGUUUAGUUUAUCCUAAUGAAUCAUACGCUAAUUGGGAACAACCAAGAGAUCAAGAUGAAGCUGAUUUAAAUCAUCAACCAUAUACUUCAUCACCUUCAUCACCUCCACAAGCUUAUUUAUUACCUCCUAUUAAUACGAGUAGUAAUCCUUCUAGAUCAACAUCUUCUCAUCGACAAACCUCAUCGAAUGGAGAAAGUGGAGACGUUCAAUCUGGUUUGAAUAAUUAUCAUCAGCGUCAAGUUGAGGGACCAAGAGAACUUCAGUAUGCUCCGUAUUCUCAUGGUGGGUAUGGUGGUGGAGAGAUCAAUGAAGAAUCGCAUCAGGUCUUGGAUCAUCAUCAUCAUGAACUUGAUCAUCAUCAUCAGGAUGACUCGGUUUCGAUUCAUUCGGAUCUUAAAGGUUCACCUGAAUGGAAAUUAGGGGUUAAUAAUCCAGAUACAGAUUAA
Messenger RNA from Melampsora larici-populina 98AG31, 1386 nucleotides. RefSeq lists its product as uncharacterized. The transcript has 2 exons. Bases 1 to 1386 code for a protein of 461 amino acids. Lineage: Eukaryota; Fungi; Basidiomycota; Pucciniomycetes; Pucciniales; Melampsoraceae. The record is from RefSeq and is a predicted model, not a curated record.